This is a messenger RNA of Acytostelium subglobosum LB1, 678 nucleotides long. RefSeq lists its product as hypothetical. The transcript has 2 exons. Gene Ontology annotation, molecular function: pyridoxamine phosphate oxidase activity; FMN binding. Gene Ontology annotation, biological process: pyridoxine biosynthetic process. The annotation marks the transcript as partial. NCBI's taxonomy places the organism in Eukaryota, Evosea, Eumycetozoa, Acytosteliales, Acytosteliaceae. The record is from RefSeq and is a predicted model, not a curated record.
AAUUUGAUGGAUAGAGGAAUGAUGUCCAGUCCCGUAUUGUCAAGAAUGAGAGAAGAUUAUAAGUUGGGACACUUGGACGAGUCUACUAUACUACACAACCCAUUCAUUCAGUUUGACAAAUGGUUCCAAGAUGAGUUACAAUGGAAGAAGAUCGCUGAGCCCAAUGCAAUGACCCUCUGCACCUGUUCAAAAGAAGGCAAGCCAUCUGGUAGAAUAGUACUUCUCAAGUUCUUUGAUGAGAAUGGUUAUGUUUUGUUUACAAACUAUAAUGGACGCAAGUCAAGGGAGAUGACUGAUAACCCUAAUGCAUCACUGGUGUUCUAUUGGUCAGAGAGACAAGUGCGUGUUGAGGGUACGGUAGAGCGUACAACACGUCAAGAGAGUGAGGACUACUUCAAGACACGACCAAGGACAAGCCAGAUAGGCGCAUGGGUGUCAGAGUACCAGAGUGCAGAGGUCACUGAAAGCUACAUGCGUCAACGUCAACUAGAUAUAGAGAAGCAGUUUGAAGGUGUCGAGGUGCCCGUGCCCAGCUUCUGGGGAGGCUGGCGAAUCAAACCCACCUACUUUGAGUUCUGGCAGGGCAAAGGUGGUCGCAUUCACGAUCGCUUCAAGUUCACAAAGAAUACAGAUUUCAAUGAGGGCAGUGACACUGAGUGGACGUUCAAGAGACUGUCG